Molecule: messenger RNA, 1958 nt
Organism: Patiria miniata (bat star)
Lineage: Eukaryota; Metazoa; Echinodermata; Asteroidea; Valvatida; Asterinidae
Exons: 6
Coding region: 387-1316 (309 amino acids)
Source: RefSeq, a predicted model, not a curated record
UCGAUUGUACCUUUUUUGUUUUCAUGGCUUCUAUAUAAUUUUGUUUGCUGGUCUCGUCUUUACCUGAUGCAACCUUUCCAUAAAAUUGCAAGGACUUUGUACCAAUACAAAACUAUAUUGACACUCUGCAAUGGCUAUAUUUAGUAUAUCCAAGAUCACGCACUACUAAGUAAAUAAAGGCAGGGUCACAUGCUAUUUCUGCUUAUAAAUUACGAAUUAAGUUGACUAACUUCACACAUGAUUACAGUAUUUCACGGCGUGCACACAUGCUUUUGAAUAAAAUUGCACACGGUUUUACGUGGAUGUUUUGUUUGAGUGAAUUUUAAACCGGAGUUUAUUGGGAUACUUCACGAUUUUCACCGUCAGCAAAGAAGCCAAAGAAAAAGAUGGACUCAGUUCUAUUACUCGCACUGGUCGUCUGCACCAUUACUGGAGCGUUGUCUGACUUAUCGCCCAUUGACUUCAAGGGACAGGCGGUGACGGAGGACAUGGAGACUCUCUACCCGAGAUACCCAGCAUGCAGUCGAGGGCGCGAGUUCGCCAUCGUGGUUUCCGAGACUGAACGCGCGGAGGGGCGGGUUCACUACGAACGCGUGAAGUCGGAUGGAAAGGUCAAGUAUUAUUUUUGUGCUUCCUGUACUGUCUGCGCUGACCACGGUCUGACCACGGCCUCGCCUUGUACCGAACGUGCCAACGCAGAAUGCUCUGUAGACUGUCUGGUGCCUGGCUGCAUGUUCGAUGAAGCAAGUACCUCUUGUAGACGUACUUCCAUAAUUGGCACAAGGCGAGAUGACGUUACUGAGGAUGGAGGCAACAUCAACCCAUGUGGUACAUCGAUGACGUCCCCGAUGUCAGCAAAUGAAGGAGAGCGCCCUUUUAAGUAUGACAAGAAAAGACCGUCCAGACCUCUUCAAGUCAAUGUGCACUAUGGGCAUCUCUUUCAUUUAGACCCAACCGCUAAUGAUGUUACAACUGUGACGAAAAUAGGUGCUGCAACAUCGCCUAAGAAUCUUCACAGGGGAAAUGAUGGUCCAACGUUACGACCGCUCAGAAAAUCAGAGAAGCCGACAGGCAAACAGACAAACGUCUCCAGUUGGGUGGCAAGUGAGACGCUCUUCGUCGGUACGGGUAUCGUGGUUGCCGUGAUCAUAGCCAACGUCGCCGCCUUCAUGUACAUACGCAGCAAGAAGAAGCAGAGCAAGCAAAGUAAACGUCCAAUUACGAAUUCAACCGAAGUGCUGUACGCUGCUCUGGCGAGGGCACGAACAGACAGCAACGUUACUAGCAAUCAAAGCAGUUCAGUGACCGCGGUUUAGUCUUGAUUCCAGCCUCUGAAGCGACUUCAUGCCUGUAAAGGCGGGAUGAACAGUUUGUUAAUGGACUGAAGGAAACGUUUAGGUGAAAGAGGAACGGAUCAUGAGGGUGUGGUUCACUUGGCUUGCAAAGAACUGUACAGGACUUGGAAUUGUUCCCCACCAUUUGCAAGAUUUAUUAUAAAAGCAACGCGCUGAUUGAAGAGUGUAAAACUAGGUGUAAAAAAUCAGGCAAAGGAAAGUUACAAUGACCCACUGAGGAAAUAGCUUUGUAGAAAUAGUCCUUCAGAAAUUGUCAUCUAAAUCUGCACCUUGCUUGAACGUCGUUAGUAAUAAUCAAUUUUCAAGUUUGGACCACAAGGUGAUACUAACAUCAAGCACAACAGAAUUAUGGUCAAAUAGUUGCACGUAGGCCUUCGUCUUAGCCAAAAGGAGUUUGAAUGCAAAACGGACUUGUACAGUUAAGCUUUUGAUACUGUGUGUUAUGUGUUUAGAUGUGCAUGGUACUUCUUUUUCAGUUUUAUAUCACUAACAAUGUGAUUUAUUUAUAGACCAGAGACAAAAUAUAGAUAUCAAUGUGAUAGCCAAUGGUUCGCAAACUGAAUAUUAAGAAUUAUACUCCUCAUCGGUAAGCUUUUUUUUCUC